Messenger RNA from Cylicocyclus nassatus, 2677 nucleotides. The record is from the annotation of a GenBank genome assembly. Lineage: Eukaryota; Metazoa; Nematoda; Chromadorea; Rhabditida; Strongylidae.
GGUAGAAAAGACUUCCACUUUUCUCAGCGUUGCUUUUAGAUACUAGCUUCUAGUAAAGAGAUGGCGGACUGUCGCAGUCUUCGCGAUUGUCUGCUGGAAAGCAUCGAUGACUUGGAUUUCAUUACCAAACAAAUAUUGGAAUCGAUGCUGAACCGCGACAAGCAUCGGCGUGGAAAUGAAUCUUUGAAUAGCUUGGUAACAUUAUUCGAACGGCGCAUCAACGAAGUGAAAAGCCUGCUUGAAAGAGUGCCUGAAUUUCGUGCAAGAGAAGAUCUGAUUCGGCAGCUUGAGAACUGCGUAGGUGAGCGAAAUGAGGUCAUCGACAAACUAGAAACAAAUCUGAAAGUAGCUGAGAUGGCACUAACUUCGGCCGUAUACCAGGCUAAUAACAAGAUUCACUCCGUGCGGGAAUCUGAGGCACAUCCGGUAAACAGUGAAGUUGUCAUACGCCUUGCCCAUCAAAUCAGCAAGAAUUACUCCGUUUCAGCGCCAUUGUAUUGGCAGCAAGGCGAUCCGUCUCGACCAUUUCCAACAGAGCCCGAAUUCCGCGCGUCAGCUUUGGCAGCUCCGAGGACCAAUCCGCCUGUCGUCCCCCCUGCUUUCAGUCUGCUUCGGCAGCAACAUCCUAGUGCUGGUGCUAUGGGACGAGUAUCAUCGCCGAUGACAGGAAUGCCUCAGAUGCCUGUACAAGGGAAAGUAUGGAGCCCAAGAACAGGAUAUCAACAAGCCAGUCCAUCUUCGCGAGGUCGAGGUGGUGCUCAGUGGAGUGGAAGAGGUGGAGGUCCUGGAGGCGUUUCGCCGUUUCAGAAACGGACCAGCCAUAUGGGGGAGAACUCUCCUCGUAUGGUGUCUCCCACAGUGAAUAUAAACUUCGUCAGUCCUCCGCCGAGAAUGAAUCCGCCUCCAGUCAGCAAGAGAGGGAGCAGAGACAAAGCGACAACAUUUCAAAUUACUCCAAUGCCGCCGAUCACCACAUUACCUAGCGGAGAAGCAUCGCAUCUGAAGGAAACCUUUGAUUCAGAACUUCCUGAACAAGAUGGAUUCGAAUCACACCUUUUCACAAUAGGCGACUACAACAGUUAUGUAGCGGACACGUUCAAGAUGCCGUACGAUCCAGAUACGGCUGGCGUUCUAGUGUUGAGUACUCCUGCAAUGUUUGAUGUCUCAUUCAAGAAAUGGUUUAUCCAAAAGCGUGAAGAGUACGGUACGAUGGAAGCUGUAGCUGAAAAUGUACCACAACCCAUCCAGAUGUUCGUGGAAUCCCGCCUGGAGCCACUUCGCAAGAAACUUGACGCCGCCAAUCUUGAGUAUGAGGUUUUUUACGACAGUUCUCUGCAUGCAAAUCGCAAACCAAAAAUACUGCUACAGACUUGCGGGCAUGUCUCAGGAGCGGCAUACUAUUAUUUGCCAGCAAAAGUGAGCGACGAAACCUGGCCUCCGCGUAGUCCUGGUGGGAAAAAGCAGUUCAUCGGCCUCUGUUUGCACCCAAUUUAUGGAGGCCACUUUGCGUUUCGCGCAGUGUUCCUUUUCCCGAAGCUCCGUCUACCCGGCUACCAUGCACCGGAACCUUUGUCGAUCUUGAAAUCAAAGGAAGAAAUUCGUAAUGCAUUGGAGAGAUUCAACUACAGAUAUUGGGAUUCCGGAUUCAGAGACUUCGGCAGUCCUAUGAAACGCUACUCCCCGGCGCAGAUGAAGUUCUUCGGAAUGAAGCCGGCUGAUAGAUGGGACUUCCUCAAAGAAUGGAGUGAAAUGCCGUUAGCGGAAAGCGGAGGCCAACAGUAGGCGAAGGAGUAGGCGUAUUCUGAAGAAUGAUGAGCAAGUAUUCGAUGACUCAUUCAAUUUAUGAGUCAUUAAUGCUUUGCUCCCUUCUCUAUGAGCACCAUUUUUAGUCAUAGGGUUUUAGUCUCUGUGUUGUGGUUUUCCCACAUCCGUUUUUUUGGUCAAUCUAUUCUGCUCAGAAACACUUAUAAUCUAUUGCAUCUUAACUUUUUGUACUUCCUACAUUUAAUCACUCAUUUUUUGAGAAUUUUUCGUUUUAUCGGCAUGCGCAUUUAUUGUUGGUGCAUGAGCUUGUGAUGUGAUGUGAUUAAAAAUGUGUGCCUUACUCAUUCUUGUCCUCUAGUAGAAUUGAUCUAGUAACAACCUUUUAGCCGACUGGCAUGUCUCUUCUAAUAACUUUCAUCUUUUUCUAAAUUCUUAUCACCUGAUUUAUAAUAGUUCAUAAUAGUCCAUUUUUUGUAUGUCCGCAAUUAUUAUCUUUCUAUUUUAAUGGCAAGUAAUCAAUUUUUUGCUCAUCCACUUCCCUCGUCCUUUCUUUUUUCUUUGUGAAAAUUUCAAAUCCCUCCUUUCUGUCCUCAUCCCGUGCUAAUGGCGUGCCUGUCGCUUUUUUCAGUCAAAGAGCCCUUCAGCUCUAGUUGUGCAUAAUGUUUAGUAUUAGUCAGUUGAAAAGCCAUCUUGUCGUUCCAUUCGCAUCACAUGCGUAGGGCUCGUGCUGUUGGUUUAGUCACGCUAGUCGUUGAUUUGUGAUACAGUCAGUAUUGAUGACCAUUUCUGCUCAGUCAUUAUGUGACAUAAUGUUAUGAUGCCUGUGGACCAACCAUACAUGUUGCGCAAAAAAGUUUGUUGUGAUAUGGGAUCAAUGUGGUGUUUAUCGGUAAAGUCUACUGAUUUUGUUCAA